Messenger RNA from Encephalitozoon romaleae SJ-2008, 471 nucleotides. RefSeq names its product 40S ribosomal protein S11. Gene Ontology annotation, molecular function: structural constituent of ribosome. Gene Ontology annotation, biological process: translation. The record is from RefSeq and is a predicted model, not a curated record. Gene Ontology annotation, cellular component: ribosome; cytosolic small ribosomal subunit. The coding region runs from base 1 to 471 and encodes 156 amino acids. NCBI's taxonomy places the organism in Eukaryota, Fungi, Microsporidia, Unikaryonidae. The transcript has a single exon.
AUGGAGGAAACAAAGAAGCUAAAGGUUUACCCGAGGCAGACAGGUGUUUAUGCCAAGCCAUAUGCGUCGGAGGACGAGAAGCCUGCAAGAAAGGUUCGCGAGGAGGUCUGUGGGUUCAAGGCGCCGGAAACAGCUUACACUCGUCAAUACAUUGAUAAAAAGUGCCCAUUCACAGGUGAUGUUAAUGUUAGAGGAAGGAUUUUCAAGGGGGUUGUCAAGAAGAUGAAGGCUGAGAAGACUAUUGUUGUUGUUGUUAACUAUGUUCAUUACAGUAAGAAGUAUAAGAGGUACUCAAGAAGGCAUACCAACUUUUCUGUCCAUAUGUCUCCUUGCUUUGAAGGGAUGAUCAAUGUUGGAGAUGUCGUUAUGUGUGGAGAAACCAGGCCUCUUUCCAAGACAAAAUCAUCUGUGGUCUUGGGGUAUGUCAAGAAAGCCCUUCCAGGCUCAUUCAAGCUUCUUGAGAGUAUCUAA